AUGAAAGCGAGUGCUUGUACCUCCAUUUUAGUAUAAAUAGAUUACAGUUGACAACUGAGUUUAGGUCUAACUAGCAAGAUUUGGACCUAGAUUCUAGAUUUCUAGAUCUAAUUUACCCAAAUAAUAAUCAAUAUUAAAUAUGUUAACUCUCAUUUCUAGAUUUCUAAAUAGAUCUACUUUCACUGCUGCCGAAUCAAUAAAUUCAAUGGAAUACAGAAAUAGAAAUCUAUAUUCUACUUUUUAGGACGGGGAUAAUGAUGUGUUCGGCUAUGUAUUCUAAGGAGUAGAAUGCUAAAAUCUAGAUUUAGGUUGUUUAUCUGUGCAGUGAAGUUAGGCCUAAAGGUUUUCAUUUUUCUAGAAAAUCAUUCCUUUGUUCUCAUUUUCCUCUGAGUUUAAAAUUGAAUGUAGAAUCUAGAAGUCUAGAUCUAGAUGAUAUGUGAUGACCCCGAACUGAUAGACUUCAGUAUCACAGCCACCGUUUCAGACGUGUUUAUUCCUAACUUUUCAUCCGGAGUUUGUGAUCUAGAUCUAGAUUUUCUAGAUCUAGAAUCUACUUGGACCUUGGUGGUGCAACUUGUAUUACUAGGCAGAGGCUAUUCCCAGUGAGGCAAUAUUUCAUGCAAAUGACCUAAAUGAUGGAAUAAUUACUUGAUAUAGCAAUAGCAUUUGUCAUGUCUGGGGAAGAAGGUGUUGGUAAAUUGUGAGAAGAAAAUAUCAGACAUACUUUUGGAAUCACGUCAUGGAUGAACCAAAAGUGAAUCCUGAGAAAGAUGUAGGAAUGCUUGGAGGAUUGUUUCAAACUGUAGUCAAUGAUUUGCGGGGUAGUUCCCCAAUUUGGGAAGACUUUACCUAUAAAUCUGUGAAACUACAUUCAUCUUUGAAAACAACAGUAGUUGCCAUUGGUGCAUUUCUUGAGGCAUUUCAGAAAGUAGCUGACAUGGCAACUAAUUCUAAAGGUGCAACCCGUGAAAUAGGCUCUGCUUUGACACGCUUGUGUAUGAGACAUAGAAGUAUAGAGUCUCAUCUCAAACUUUUGACUAGUUCCAUUCUUGAUAACUUAGUGACACCACUACAAGAAAAGCUAGAGGACUGGAAAAAGGCAGUAGCCCAGUUAGAUAAAGAUCAUUCUAAAGAAUACAAGAAAGCAAAGCUUGAUAUCAAGAAGGCUGCAUCAGACACAAUAAGGUUACAGAAAAAGGUCAAAAAGGGAGCUACUCAUGGGAAGUCAGACAUGCAUCAAAAAUUAGAGAGUGCAAUGCUGGAAGUGAAUUCCAAAUACCAUGAACUAGAAGAAACCGAGAAAAACUCUGUUAGGUUGGCUCUUAUAGAAGAGCGGUCAAGGUUCUGUUUAUUCAUCACUUGUCUAAAACCUUUUGUGGACCAGGAAUUAAAGCUUCUUACAGAAAUCAGCCACAUCAGUGAGAUCAUGGAGAGCCUAUGUAUGCAAGCCAGUGAACCUAGUGUUUUACCUCCAUCAAGCGAACAAGUCAUUCUUGAUCUAAAAGGUGUUGAAAAUGCCUGGAGUUUUAAUCAACAACCAUCUCCUCCCAGUUCUCCUUCUUCUUUGGGUUCCCGCAAGUCAAGCAUGUGCAGCAUCAACAGUAUCAACAGCAGCUCAAGUGGAUCAUCACAUUCCCCGAGCCACACUAUGCACAAGCGAAAUACAUCUCAGCCCCCAGCAAUCCGCCUGACCAGUGUAAGUUCCCAAGAUUCAGGCUUCACUUCUCAAGACACAUUGUUCCUGCGCCCCACCACACCACAGUCACUAAGUCUCUAUCAGCCUUCACCUCAUGAAGACGCUGAGGGAGACUGUGAUUCUACGCCAACAACACCUUCAGAUAACACUCCUAGUGCUUGUUCCACGUGGAAUAAUUGGCCUAAUUUGCCAUCUGGACCUAAGAGCGAACCAAUGCGACCACAUACUAUUAGUACAGCUUAUGAAAAAGGACAUGCCAGACCAGCAUUGAGUGCUGCUAUAUUUGAACCUCCCCAAGAAGGUGUAGAGAUGAGACGGUCCAGUAGCCAAAAUCACAGUCGUCCAUCUGCAACUAUCAGUAAACUCCAGCCUGUACUUCCUCCACAUUGUCCAAAGCCUAAGGGUGUAGCAGUAGCGCCCCCAAUGCUGCCACCAGGUGCCCAGCCUAUAUAUGCUAACAUGUCAGAUAUAUCACCUGAUGAUGGAGAACCUACAACUCCAACUACUCCAGCUGUUUCAAACAAAAACCAGGGGGCCAGUAAAAAUGGUAUGUUUUCAUUGGAUGAAGCUAUGGAGCAAAUGGAGUUAUGCUCUGCUGGGCUCAAAGUUGAACUGACUGGUCACGAAAUCACUCUGAAAUCCUCACAUGACCAGAGUCAUCAAGAUUUGAUUGAGGUUCUCCGGCCCAAGAUCCAACAAAAUACUAGUCUGGAAUUAGCUAAAGCUAUCAGAGAAUUAGAAGCUUCCACUGCAGCAUUAACAUCAGCUUAUGAUUCAGAAACAAUGGUUUCAGAAAGUAAAACAUCCUUGCCAUCUUCAUCUGGCUAUGGAACUAUGAACAGCACACCUGCCAGUUCACAAGAUCCUCUCACUUCUGGGGACUGUGAUUUUGUUGGGAAAAAAUAUUUUACCAUUCCUCGCAGUGGAGAUGUAAAGUAUGAUUUAGCUUUUUUUCCCCAACGCCCCGUAUCUACCACAGGUCUUUCAAGUCAUAAGCCAGGCAACAAACCUCCACCACCUGUCAGACGUACUAUGUCAGUUUCUGGAGCUCCUACACAUUUGAUUCCUUCACCUUCUAAACAGCUAUCAUUAGACAGCCCUGAUGAAAGUCCUUAUGCUGAGCUACAGUACAUUCAACAAAGUAUUCAAAAGAAUGUGAAGCAAGAAUCUUGUCACAUAGAUAAUGCUAAUUCAAAAGUUCCACCACCUCCUAUACAUCCACCAAGUUUAGAUAGUGGAGCAUGUUACAGCCAGACUGGAAGUGGUGGAGCAUACAAGUCUCCACCUGCUGUUCACCAGAAGCCUAAUAAAAUGUUGUGGCAUCCUACAGAUGUUACUCAACAGGGCAGUCACAGACAGCAUGUUGAUCAUGGGAGUCACAGACAGCAUGUUGAUCAUGGGAGUCACAGACAGCAUGUUGAUCAUGGGAGUCACAGACAGCAUGUUGAUCAUGGGAGUCACAGACAGCAUGUUGAUCAUGGGAGUCACAGACAGCAUGUUGAUCAUGGGAGUCACAGACAGCAUGUUGAUCAUGGGAGUCACAGACAGCAUUUUGCCGAAAGUAAUUUCUACUCAGAUAAGAGUUCUUUACAGUUAACCUCUUCAGAAGAUGAUUUACCCUUGCCACCAACUGUUGAAGAAUUGCAAGAAAUGGAAAGAAUCUACAGCCGACCCCAGACAGCUGUUUCUUACCCAAAAGUUGAAGACCCCCAGGCAUCCUUGCUGUUAGAACUCAAACACAGAGUUUCCAUUGAUGAUGGCACCAGCUAAAUAAUGACAACCAAAUAUUUGAAUAUUUGAGAGUGGAUGCAAGUAAUUAUUCAUAUGAUUACUUGUAGGCUUUAAAGAAAUGCACACUUAAUGUUUUUAUUUCAAUGGCUUUGAAAAAUAAAAUAAGAAGAGUGAUAAAACAUAGGUCUACUAACACUUGUUCUAAUGUGUUGGUUUUCAAAAUCAACAUUAUAAUAAGUAUUAGCAGAAACAAUUCAUAUAAUUUCUUUACUCAAAAAAAAAAAAAGGUUGCUAAGUUUUUCUAGAAAACAUAACCAUGAAAUGAGACCGGUUAUUUAUAUGAAAACACUCAGAAUUUUAUCCCUACUUUGUUCUUGAUUACCUAGGUUUUUUUUCUCUUGUUAAAUAGCCUAAUACUAUGUAAAUAAUGUUUAAGUUAUUUCAUUGUGACUAAAUCCUGAAUACAGUGUUGCUUAAAGAACAAUUGUAAGACUAUUCAGCAUUGUUAAUAUGAUAGUUUUUUGAAAUCCAUUGUCUAAUUUUGUUGUAUUUUAGUCACACUCCCAUGGUUUUUCUAUUAUUUUAGUAGGAAGCUUGAGUUGUCUCCACAGAAUAUUGACAUGAUCAGAGAAAUUAUCUAGUUGGCUUCAAGAUUGUCUUAUUCAAGUUUGAUGUGUCCAAGGUAAAGCGCUAAUGGAUCUGGAUAAAGAAAAUUCAGACCGAGCAUGGCCAACUGAAUCAAGCGCCUGUCAUUUCAGAUUGCUGAUGAUUCAUCUGAAGGUGGUCUACCACUGUACAUAAAAAGUUGUUUAGGUCUAGUCAAACAGAUUGCUCACCAUUGCCUAGUGUAGAAAUGCUGUACAUAAGCUUGUAGCACAAACAUCUUGUAUUUAUACACAAGCACCGGCUGCUUUCAUUUUGAUAUUAGUUUGAGACUAAUUGGCUUGCUUUUUAGAGAACAUUGUCCAGAAGUGUGGCUUAUAACUUGAAUAUCCUUGUAAUUUUGCUGAGUAGAUAAUUCAAAUUUGCCAUUAAAUUGUGUAGGGUACUGACAUUUGGAUGUCGGUCAUUCAAAAUUACGUAUUUAUUUGUGCACAUUUUUGUGGUGCAAUUUUUAAACCUCCAACCUAACAGUGUUACUAAGUAUGUAAUUACAAAGGGUUGGAUAUAUUCCAGCCUACAGCAACUUUAAAACCAAUGUAUUUGUGCUUAACUGUUGGUUAUCAAAUAUUGGGGGGGGGGGGGGAGGGAGAGAGAGAAGAGUUCAUAAUGGUUUUUAUAUUCUAUCACUGCUAGGAUUGACAGCAUUUAUUUGUAAAUCCCUUAUUUUACACGUGUGACACUUGUAAUGUAUGAAUGCCUGAGGAUUUUUAUUUAUUGAUUGCCAUUUCUGUUACCCACACUGUACUCUUUCAUUUUGACAAUAAAAAUAUUGCAUGAA
Messenger RNA from Physella acuta, 4868 nucleotides. Its product is annotated as protein MTSS 2. Gene Ontology annotation, cellular component: cytoplasmic side of plasma membrane; actin cytoskeleton. The record is from RefSeq and is a predicted model, not a curated record. Gene Ontology annotation, molecular function: phospholipid binding; actin binding. Lineage: Eukaryota; Metazoa; Mollusca; Gastropoda; Physidae. Gene Ontology annotation, biological process: plasma membrane organization; cell projection assembly.